Molecule: messenger RNA, 2574 nt
Organism: Penicillium atrosanguineum
Lineage: Eukaryota; Fungi; Ascomycota; Eurotiomycetes; Eurotiales; Aspergillaceae
Product: putative pH signal transduction protein PalA
Exons: 5
Coding region: 1-2574 (857 amino acids)
Cellular component (GO): endosome
Molecular function (GO): protein binding
Source: RefSeq, a predicted model, not a curated record
AUGGCAUCCAAUAUUCUACAGCUCCCGUUCCGACGUUCCCACACCGUGUCGCUGUCGGAUGCGAUUACACAGUACAUAUCCUCCAAAUAUGACCAGCGUCCAGACAUGUUCGCGGACGAUCUGAUGAUCAUCGACCGUCUCCGCACAGAGGCUGUAAAUGUCCAGGAACCGCACGUCAGUGGGAUCAGUCGACUGGUCACGUACGCGGGGCAGCUGAAAUGGCUAGGAGGAAAGUUUCCGAUCGAUGUGGGGGUUGACUUUGCGUGGUAUCCGGCUUUGGGGUUCAAUUCUACCCGACCUGUGUCGCAGAAUAACUUGCGGUUCGAACUGGCGAAUAUCCUUUUUAACCUUGCAGCUCUUUACUCCCAACUUGCAUAUGCAUUGAAUCGAACUACGGCGGAUGGACUCAAGCAGGCUUGCAACUACUCCUGCCAAGCGGCUGGUGUACUGAACCAUCUCCGGACCGAUAUUAUUCCCGACCUGCGUUCAUCACCACCAGAAGAUAUGGAUGAGAUGACUUUGCAGAGUCUGGAGCUGCUUCUACUUGCACAGGGACAAGAGUGCUUUUGGCAGAAGGCAGUGAAGGACGGACUAAAGGAUGCCUCGAUCGCACGCCUUGCUGCGAAAGUCUCCGAUUUCUACGGGGAUACGGGGGAUUUGGCUGUCAAGUCUAACGCGAUAAGCACGGAAUGGAUCCACCAUAUGAAUGCGAAGCACCACCACUUCGCAGCUGCAGCCCAGUAUCGGCAGUCAUUGGACUGCUUGGAAAAGCGGAAAUAUGGCGAAGAGGUGGCAAGGUUACGCGACAGCCUGAACUGCGUCAAUGAAGGCCUCAAGGAGUCACGAUGGAUCAACCGGGUAGUCCUAGGUGAUCUGAAUGGGCUCAAGGGCCGUGUUGCAGAUGACUUGAAGCGCGCCGAGAAGGACAACGAUGUGAUUUACCUCAGUCCUAUCCCGCCCAAGUCCGAGCUUAAGAGUAUUGAUCGCGCAAGCAUGGUUGCCUCCAAAGCACCUUCCCAAGUUACUGAUGCCAUCUCCAUGCUCGGUGACAAUGGGCCAUUGGGACAACCGCUAUUUGCAAAGUUGGUUCCGUAUGCCGUGCACAUUGCGGCUAGCAUCUAUUCGGAUCGUCGAGACCGAUUGGUCAAUGAAUCGCUCAUUGGAGAGUUGGAGUCGAUGACGGAUAAGCUACGAGACCUGCUUUCAUCGCUGAAUUUGCCUGGAUCCCUGCAAGCGCUCGAGAAGCCUCUCGGUCUCCCACCAACCCUGGUUUCCCAUGCCGAGGAGAUGCGUCAACAAGAUGCUCUGAAUCGUCUUCGGCGGUCUGUCGAAGACACUGCAACUGUCAAAUUCAAUGACCGAUCUGUAUACAACGAAGGUGUCGAACUCCUCGCUGCUGAGAAAGCCGAGGACAAUGCUGCCCGUCGCAAAUACGGGACCGAACGAUGGAAUCGCGCGACAUCCGAGGCUGCUGCUCCAAAGGUCUAUAAUUCCUCCACCGAGAUCAAUGGCUACUUUACGUCUGCACGGAGCAGUGACGAUCUGGUUGAGCGAAAGCUUCGAGAUUCGGAGUCUGUAUUCCGCGUCUUGACGGGCUCAAACCGCGACCUCGAGUCCUAUGUCCCGAGCAGCCGCAGGGCAAACAUACCCCCGGAGGUGGAGCGGGAAAUCAUCAAGCUACGCAGCUGUCUUAGUGAGGUCAAUCGGAUGGAAAACCGGCGACGGCGGCGAAUUCAGACGUGGAAGGACAAGGCUCGUGCCGAUGACAUUCACCCUGCUCUGCUCAAAGCGACCGCACGGCUCGAGCGAGAAUUUCCCAUGCAGGCCAUCCAAGCCAGCCAAUUCGAAGAUCUAUUCGAGGAACAACUGCGACUGUACGAUGUCGACCGCGACAUGCUGGCCCAGGAGCGCAGAGACCAGGAGCAGCUCUCGGAUGAGGUUCGCGAGGCAAACCGUGCCUUCACACGGGCACACACCGGGGAUGCAUCAACUAAGGAACGAGAGACGGCACUUCAGGAUCUGGAGAAUGGAUACCUGAAAUACAAGGAGAUUAUUUCUAACCUGGAGGUUGGACGCAAGUUCUAUAAUGACCUAGCCAAGAUCGUUGGCCGUUUCCGCGAUGAUGCAAAGGCGUUUGUGCAUCAGCGACGGAUGGAAGCCAGCCAGUUGGAAGCGGACAUUUCGAACGUCACCGCUAUGUCGUCACUGCACCUUACCCAGCCUCAUCUUCGCCAACCCUCUUACCAGCCCCCGCGGGCGCAUCAGUCUCCAUCCGCGUUCGCAGCGGCAACAGCCCCGCCAUCGCAGCCCCCGUCGCAGCCUCCACCGCCAGUUCAGGCCCAUCGACCAUCAGAUACGGCGACUCCUCUUACCGCGCCCCAGCCAAUGCGAGCAGCGGUCGCACUCCCGUCGGUCCCCACCCCCGGCAUCUGGAGUCCAGAGAUGGGCAUCCGGUUUGGAUCAGCCGGGGCACCCCCAGGCGCGACGGCGCCUGCAGGAACAGCUCCAGGUGGCCAGCCCGGUCGUGCACAGACGGGUCCCUGGGACCCUAACCAGGGUAUUCGGUUCGCAUGA